Orbicella faveolata is the source of this 3203-nucleotide messenger RNA. RefSeq names its product mitochondrial Rho GTPase 1-A-like. Gene Ontology annotation, biological process: mitochondrion organization. The record is from RefSeq and is a predicted model, not a curated record. Gene Ontology annotation, cellular component: mitochondrial outer membrane. Lineage: Eukaryota; Metazoa; Cnidaria; Anthozoa; Scleractinia; Merulinidae. Gene Ontology annotation, molecular function: calcium ion binding; GTPase activity; GTP binding.
GUAUGUGCCAACUGCUAUACUUGCUGGGCCUACCAUUUUUGUCCAUUUAUGAUGACACUUUUUUAUAUACUUCAUUUCCACAAAUUUUCUGGAGUCUGAUGCUAGGAUUUGGGAUGGGAAAAUAUUAAAUAUGUGUAUAUUCUAGUCAGAAACUGACAAGCAAGAAGACUACAAACUAAAUCAUCAUCUAUGAUUUUGGAGUGUCAGAGAAAAAUGAUGCACUGUUUUUAAUAGCUGGUUGAAAUCUUCUGCAGUGAGCUGUUUAUACUGAUUGGAUCCCAGCUAAUCAAUCUAUAUUUAAAAGAAGCCACUAAUUAUACAGGUAAAAGUUACCAUAGUUAGCACAUUAGUACCCCAUCGAUAGCAGUGGUUGCACAACAUGUAAGCAAGCACAAUCUGUUUAGUUCAAAUAAUUUAGCCAAAGUAAAUCUUGUGUUUCAAAUGUUAGUAGAGUGCAUGGACGAGAUCUUCAAAUGGUGAGCCCAUAUUCAAACGAAAGCUAUUCAGUUCUGAAAUUUGUCAAAAGCCGUGAAAACCAGUCUACAAUAACAAAGAUCUGAAAACUGAUACAGCUGUAUUAUGGUGUGGGUUUAUUUUUUAACGCAUAUAUAGAUUAUUCCUUGUUCUUUUAUCCACUGCCAAUCCAAAAGAGCCUCUAAAUUUAUGCACCUUUAAAAGUGGCCCUGUAUUGCCCACGAGUGCUUUUGUUUGAUCAGGUUUGUCCUGAACCUAGCCGACAGUUGAAUCGUUCUUGAGACCCGUUCUUGAGACCCGUUCUCUCGAGGGACAACUCGAGGGACGACUCGGGGUUUGAGACUGUUUGGACAGCGGUUGUGCGAUUCCACACAUACGCAGUACUUUCUCUCUAGAGAAAGGCGGUAAAUAUGGAGGAAGGAAGGGAAAGAGAGAUAAACCAGUAAAUUUAAAUAUAUUUUAAAACUAACACUACUCUUUGGCUAAAAGUACCUUUGCCUCUCCUUUAAUUAUCUCCAAAUCAUUAAGUAGGAUUUAUUUCUCGAAAAUCUCAAGAAAAAAAUCAAUUUAUCUCGACAAUGAAGGAGGUGCGGAUAUUGCUUGUGGGCGAUCCACAAGUCGGGAAAACAUCUCUGAUUCUGUCUCUAGUCAGUGAGGAAUUUCCUGAAGAGGUCCCCACCAGAGCUGAGGAAAUAACAAUUCCAGCUGAUGUGACUCCAGAGAAGGUUCCUACUCACAUUGUGGAUUAUUGUGCCUUGGAGCAGUCUGAAGACAUGCUUAUUGAUGAGAUUGUAAAGGCAAAUGUAGUUUGUGUUGUAUACGAUGUUACAGCAGAGGAAUCUCUUGAAAGAAUAACAUCUUUCUGGUUACCACUCAUAAGGCAGACUGCAGAGGAAGAGACUUUGAAACCUGUUAUUAUUGUUGGUAACAAGUCUGAUCUCAUGGAUGGAAGUACAAUGGAUACUGUCUUACCAAUAAUGAAUGACUACACUGAAGUGGAAACAUGUGUAGAAUGCUCAGCGAAGGACCUGAAAAAUAUAUCUGAGAUGUUUUAUUAUGCACAGAAGGCAGUCCUUCACCCAACAGCUCCUCUUUUUUCUGCUGAAAGUAAAGAGUUAAAGCCAUUAUGCCAGGCUGCACUUACAAGAAUAUUUAAGAUAUCAGACACAGAUAAUGAUGGCUUAUUGAAUGAUAAAGAACUAAAUGAGUUUCAAAACCGAUGCUUCAACACCCCAUUACAAGGUCAAGGACUACAGGAUGUUAAGAAUGUUGUAAGAAAGAAUGUUGAAGGUGGAUUGCGUGAUGGUGGACUCACAUUACAAGGUUUCUUAUUUCUACAUGCACUGUUCAUCCAGAGAGGAAGACAUGAGACAACAUGGACUGUCCUAAGAAAGUUUGGAUAUGGAGACGAUCUCAAGCUCAGAGCUGAAUAUUUAUGUCCAGCGAUCGACAUGGGAACAGACCAGACAGCAGAAUUAUCAGAUGCAGGAUAUCAGUUUCUUAUUGACCUUUUCAACAGGCACGACAAGGAUGAAGAUGAAGCGCUGAGUCCAGAAGAACUACAGGAGUUGUUUGCUAUUUGUCCCACAAUGCCAUGGGGUGAAGAUGUUCUUAGUUCUGUGGAGACUAACAGCAAUGGAUGGAUAACUCUUCAAGGAUUUCUAGCUCAGUGGACACUAACAACAUUCCUGGAUUACACAAGGAUGUUAGCAUAUUUGGCAAUGUUUGGUUACAUUCAUCAGGAAAAUGAAACUCCACUCUCAACUGCAAUAACAGUUACCCGCAGUAAAGUUGUUGAUAUGCAGAAGAAACAGACUUCCCGUUCUGUAUUCCAGUGUUAUGUGUUUGGGCCGCCUGGUGUAGGAAAAACAGCUUUUCUUCAAGCCUUUUUAGGACGAACUCAAGAGCCUGGUGAAGCGGAACAGGAAUUAUCAAGUUAUGCCAUAAAUCUUCUAGAAGUUAACAGACAAGAAAAAUACUUAGUGGUAAGUGACUGUAGCAUCUUUACCCGCAGUAAAGUUGUUGAUAUGCAGAAGAAACAGACUUCCCGUUCUGUAUUCCAGUGUUAUGUGUUUGGGCCGCCUGGUGUAGGAAAGACAGCAUUUCUUCAAGCCUUUUUAGGACGAACUCAAGAGCCUGGUGAAGCGGAACAGGAAUUAUCAAGUUAUGCCAUAAAUCUUCUAGAAGUUAACAGACAAGAAAAAUACUUAGUGUUACGUGAAAUCGAAUGGGAGAAUUCUGGGUUGUUGUUACACGACAGGCGGUGUGAUGUAGCGUGUUUUAUUUAUGAUUCAACGGAUACUGCUUCUUUUACUCAAGUGAUACAACUACGAGAGAAACUUCCCAAGACUGUCCCAUGUAUGUUAGUGGCGGGAAAAAGCGAAGGAGUUCCAGCAAAACAGGAUUUUGAAAUGCAGCCGUCUUUGUACUGCACGUUAAAUAAACUACCACCUCCUCAGGUAUGUGGAUUUGUAAUUGAUACAUUUACUUUACAAACACCAUUUUCUUACUCUUGUGGUGUCAUAAGUCCUCGUUAUGACUUGAAAGUUCACGACAUAGAACAAUGGGCAAGCAAUCUUUUGCCAUCAAGACAGUUUGGACACCUUUGCGGCCCCAAUGCAGACAGUGUGACGUCAUACUGGAUCGUUGCCGGCUUAGUUGCCGCUGCCAUAGCAACAGCCGGUGUUUUCGUGUUCAGAUACUUGAGAAAGGGAGGUUCAACCACGUGA